UAUCAUUUCAUUAAUAAACAAUCGAUAUCAAACAUUACUCUUGUUUUACUCUCUUUUUAUCUUAUCGUUAUAUUUCUGUAAUAAUAAAAUCAACAGUGCGUAACAUAUAACAUCGAACGGGUUUAUUAGUAUUUCUACAAGCAAAAAAGCCGUAGAUACUUUAAAGCUGGGAAACACCAAAGACAACGAUUACUUAAAAACUUCCAGACAAAGAUGUCAUUUUUGCUGGUGUAUCUACUGGGGGUGGUGUCUGUGACAGUGGCGACACCUAGUGGAACAGCAAGUAAACUAAGUGAAAAAUGUGGAGGUGAAUACAACGGGGCCGAUGAUUCGUUGAGGGAGGUUGCUGAUGGGAUAAAGGAUGAGGUAUUAUCCAAAGUGACUAGAGAUAGCAGCAUGUAUAAUCCAAAGGCCAGUACAUCGUUUGGAGACAAUUUGUGUAUAAAGGUGAAAAUCUAUGGUGGAAGUCAGGAUGACGAAGUUGGGAGGUAUGCUCAUGUUCAUUUGGAUCCAGAUGGCGCUGUACUUUUAGUAGAGGAUGGCAAACACAGAAUGGACUGUUGCGAAGCUCCUGUAUUGGAAUUACCGGACAGUAACCUUGGCGAUGAUCCGGAAGCGGAUGCUAGACGCGCCAGACUGUUGAAAAUCAUGAACGAGAAGUGUCCAGAGUUCCCGCCUGUAGAAUACAAGUUGGUACAACAAGAUGAAGAAAUCAAAGAUAAAGCAUUAUCUGCACGAGCAGGGUUCGAAGCAGAGUAUGGUAAACAGUUAAAAUGGGACGCCAACACGUACAUAAAAGUUGGAGAAGAAUAUAUCAUGAAAAUACGGGUCCUGACUAUGGAAGACAAACCAGCGUUCAUCCAUAUCCGUGUUGACGCCCAGGGCAAUUUCCUCAGCCGAGAUGAGGGCCUCUAUGGUAGAAAAGAUUGUCUUAAAGUUCCACCUCAACAAGAUGUUCCUAUAUUUGGCGAUGACGUAGAGGGAGCUUUUUCAAGACAGAUGACAGAACGAUGUGGUGUGCAAUAUUGGAAAGUGAAUGGUUCAUUCUUUGAUGACAUCAAAAAUUUGAAAGAUGUAAUAGUAACUGAUCUUGCCCUUGAUCCUCCAUAUACCAAAUUCCAGCCAAGGGUUUACUGCAGAAGUGGUGACGAUAUCUACGUCAAGAUCCGAUAUUACGGAUUCGCGAUACCAGGUGGUCGUUACGCUCACGCUCACUUAGAUGUUAGCGGUGAAUACGUUGAUGUUGAGGGUGGCUUGAAGAGGAAGACUUGUGUAGAGCAAUGUGCAUAGACAUUUUGAAGAUCUCAAAUACGACCGCUCAAUCCUUUGUGGUUAAUAUCAAAUUGCAUUGGGACUUUUGAAAAGCUAAAUCUUAUAUUCGAGAAAAUUGAUAUUCGUAAAAUUAGGGGAUUCAGAUGUCAAAAGCAAUAUUAAAAGGUUAUAAUCUGUAAUAGAAAUUCAUCAAAAAUGUCAUUUGACUCUAUUAAUUUACAUAGUGUAGAAUGAUACAUAUUGUAAGCUUUCAACUCAUCUAUUAGAAAGCUUGAACAUAACGCUUUAGUAAAUUUAAAUUCAAAAUUGUAAUUGUAUAUUGGAACAUUAUAUUUUUGUUUCUUAGAAUGUAC
Messenger RNA from Owenia fusiformis, 1625 nucleotides. NCBI's taxonomy places the organism in Eukaryota, Metazoa, Annelida, Polychaeta, Sabellida, Oweniidae. The record is from the annotation of a GenBank genome assembly.